CGAAUACUUAACUAGUUAUUAUUUGUUACCUGUUGACUACUAGUACUCCUUUGCAUCUCACCUACCCUCCCAGAUCUCAGGAACCAGAGCCAGUCUUGCCUUGCUGCCUCCUCUCCAUGAUCAUUUCGUUCCUUCUUCGCUGCCAUGAUUCCAUCUGGGCCUUUCUCCAUGCCACUAUCCUCAACAUCCCUCCAUCCCGACUAUAUAUUUUCCCUACCUUGGCUGGUUCAGUCUGGUUCCUGACUCUGGCGUCUUUGCUUCUGACAUGGCUGGCUCGUGGAAUGCCCGUCUAUCCGGGCCAAAGUAAUCCUCAUGUCGCCUUCAUCUCCGACAUUGCCUCCUUCGAACUAAAACCCCUCUUCCUCAUAGGUGCUUCUAUGACCGCCGUAGGAUUCGUUUUCACAGUAGCUGCCGUGCACGUCAUGCGCUACGAGCCCGGUUUCGCCUUGGUGAAAUGUCCAGUUAUCUCUGAAGAGACCUCGAACAACCAGGGGAACAAUAUUACCUACACCCAAUCUAGCGGUCACAACCACCGAAACGCCUAUAAUCACAUAACCGGUGGCGGACAUAAUGAGGCAGAAGAAGAUGCAGAAGAAGGGGAAGAAGAAGACCAAGAAACAACCCGCACUCUCAAAGUCAUCUCCCUGCUAUCAAUCCUCGCAGCCGGAACAGCCAGCACAGCGCUCAUCCUCCUCGGGGUAAUGGAUACAUUCCGCUAUAAAUUUGCCCAUCACAUCUUCCUUCGCAUCUGCUUCGGAUGUCUUGCUAUACAGUCGGCCGGCACCGCGAUUGUCUAUUCAACCGAGGUCCUGAGUUUCGUGUCAUAUCUGUAUCAUUGGGGGGUAUGGGGUAACGAUUGGGGGAGGAAGAGGAGUACACGAGUUAGGAUAUUCGCAUCCCUCUCCACCAUCCUCAUCCUAAUACAACUCUUUCUCGGCGUGGCCUUCAUCUCCCUGACCAUUCCUGAGGACGCGAAUGACUACAGAACAGCUGGGAUUCUCGAGUGGAUCAUUGCGUUCUUGGGGACGAUCUACCUAUGGCUCUUCUGUGGGUUCUUUGACCGAACCUCCUUCGAAGGCUACGUCCCCAGCAUAUUAUACAACGCGACACCCCACGGCAAAUUCCUCGGCCGUCCCGCAGUACCAGGGGUAGGAGUAGCCGAAGCUGAGUCUUCGUACAACCCUACUGAUGAUACUUUGAAUGUGGAUCCUGAGCGGGCGCCGUUGCUUCCUCAGUCUCAGUCUCAGUCUCAAUCUCAGGGUGGGUUUGGGACGAGGUAUACAUGAUGAUGUAGAUGAC
Messenger RNA from Aspergillus costaricaensis CBS 115574, 1299 nucleotides. RefSeq lists its product as uncharacterized. NCBI's taxonomy places the organism in Eukaryota, Fungi, Ascomycota, Eurotiomycetes, Eurotiales, Aspergillaceae. Bases 117 to 1286 code for a protein of 389 amino acids. The transcript has 4 exons. The record is from RefSeq and is a predicted model, not a curated record.